Lachancea sp. 'fantastica' is the source of this 2070-nucleotide messenger RNA. The record is from the annotation of a GenBank genome assembly. Lineage: Eukaryota; Fungi; Ascomycota; Saccharomycetes; Saccharomycetales; Saccharomycetaceae.
AUGCCGGGAGGCAUAAAAAUUGAAAAAGAGGAAGUCAUCACGACCGGCAGAGAUGGCAAAAGGUGUGAAUACGACUCGGAUGAAGUGGAAGAAUCACUCCGUCUGAUUGAAGAUGUCAAGUUUUUUCUCGCUACGGCCCCUGCAAACUGGCAAGAAAAUCAAAUUAUCCGCAGAUACUACCUGAACAAUGACCAGGGUUUCGUCUCGUGCGUUUUCUGGAACAAUCUGUACUACAUCACAGGUACGGACAUCGUCAAAUGUUGUGUGUACCGCAUGCAAAAAUUCGGGAGGGAGGUUUUGGACCGCAAGAAGUUCGAAGAAGGCAUUUUUUCAGAUCUGCGACAUCUUAAAUGUGGAGUUGACGCUACUCUCGAAACUCCGAAAUCUGAGUUUCUGUCGUUUUUGUUCAAAAAUAUGUGUCUCAAGACUCAAAAAAAGCAGAAGGUCUUCUUCUGGUUCAGCGUACCGCACGAUAAAUUGUUCGCAGAUGCUUUGGAAAGAGACAUGAAGAGGCAAAAUUCAAGUCAAAUCUCGACGACGCGUGCUAUCAGCGAGCCCGCUCUUUCUUUCACUUAUGACGAUCGUCUGGGGCUCUCAUUGUACGACCAACUGGUACAACAUAUGCAAGUGCAGCGCUCUAGAAAUUCAAAAGCAUCUACGGUAGAUCCAAUCUCGCCUUCUGCAAAUACCACUUGCAGUUUCAACCCAACCGAUACAAAAGUCACCGAGCCUUUGGAAGGUAGUCCUGGCGACGUUAAAGAUGAGAAUGUCGGCAUGGACGUUGAGUUGGCUGCCGAAAACAUGGAAUCGAAAUUUGUAACUCAGCACUCGGCCUUGAACCCUCCACAGGGCUCACCUGAUGAGCUGGACUUGAAUCCGAUUUCGCAACCCAUCCGUUUUACUAAAGAAAAUGGUGAACAAGACGAUUUUCCUCUGGACUAUUUCCCAGUCGAGAUUGAAUAUCCAGACGAAUCGUUGAAAUCCAGCGCAGCAAACUUUUAUUAUGAAAAUGAUCUCGAUGCAGGCUACAUUCCUUUGUCUGCAGUGCCUCCGGUGUCCGCCGGCUUUUAUGAAAAUUCACACUUCCCGGAAGAAGUCACAUUUGCACCUCCGCCUGUAAAUUCAGCAGCAAGACUCGUAUUUCAAGUCCCACCUCCACCAAUGUCUGCCUCGCGUUCUCAACUCAUAACCAAUGGCGAAUAUUAUGCAUCAUAUGUCAAGGAGCAGGAAGAGCGCAGUAAUGAGAGGCUUUCGCCUGAAUUUGAGCAAGAUAAAGAUAGUCAGGAAGCAUCGGGAUAUCCUCGCGACUUAGAUCGAAACUCGAGACAGGUUCCAUCUGGACACAGGCAAGGCAUAGACAGCAGGGCAUACCAUAAUGGCUAUAACAUGGGAUCUGUUUACCCAAACAGAUAUGCAUAUCCUCCCAUGGAAUUUCAACAGCAAGGUACGCUUGAUCCUGUGAUGAGUAGAAGCUACGCUAUGGAGGACUAUCUUUCGGACAACGCCGCGCUUUACGAUUCAUACCCAGCAGGUGCUUAUUGUCCCCCCGCUAAACCAUAUACUCCAGCGUAUCGGCUGACGCCGGUAGCACCCACAACUCCCUUUUUGGGUGGCACAACCUACGGUAACAAACAAUUGCCCAUUGGUCAAGCAAAGAACCAUCCCAUCAAUCCAUAUUAUCAGUCUUCUCCAAACUUCCAACGCUGGAACAACGUACAUGGAUACUUGAGAGGUUUUCCAUCAAUUCAAGCAACCUCAGCACCUCAAGUCCAACCACACACAAUGCAACAUCCGCAUUCUGCGUCCAAGUCAUAUUUCAAUAGACCUAACAUGGUUCACAAGGGGUCCGCAAGAACGCCGAUACAAAGGGCACGCGUCAAAAAGCCGACCCCGGUAUCUCGCUCUGCUAUGGCAUAUCACUCCAAUCAUGGCAAGAGUGACGCCGGUCAAGACCUGACUAAUAUACGCAUUUCAUCGCCAGGACCUAGUAUCAAAGACGACUUUCCUUCUAACGAUUAUAAGGAUACUCUUUCGAGAAAAGUUGAGGAUCGAAAGACACUUUACAAAUGA